Messenger RNA from Arabidopsis lyrata subsp. lyrata, 1454 nucleotides. RefSeq lists its product as uncharacterized. The coding region runs from base 228 to 1181 and encodes 317 amino acids. NCBI's taxonomy places the organism in Eukaryota, Viridiplantae, Streptophyta, Magnoliopsida, Brassicales, Brassicaceae. The transcript has 4 exons. The record is from RefSeq and is a predicted model, not a curated record.
CAUCGUGAUUUUUUCCAAGUUAAAGGCCUGCCUAUUUGACUAUUUCGUAAAUGAUUCCAUAACAUAUCUAGUACUAUAACACUAUACAGUGUCUUCACGGCGGCGAAAGAAAAAAAAAAAAGGCUUCAACGGCCUUUGAGUAGUUGUUUCUGGCUCUGCGCCGCGCUGUCUCUCUAAAACAGCCUGGUUAAUCUCGGAUGAUAGAGACAUUUUGACUUUCUCUUUCAAUGACUACACGAAGAAAUGGCCUUUCCAGCGGUGAAGGACCAAACUGGAUUCUAAUUGCAGGGGGUGCCUUGUUGAGCACAUUGUCGAUUCGCUUUGGCUACAAAUUAAAGCAGUCUAUUGACUCCAAACCUCCUCAUUCCAAUGCCACUGCUGGAUUUAAACCCAAUGGUACAUCUGACAGAGGAAGAUCUCUGGGAUGCUGCUUGCAUUCUAAUGUAUCUCCCUGUGAACGGAAUAAUGAUUGUUGCUUCCACUGCACUCCCGGAACUGAGAAUGGGGAAGGAAAUCAUGCUACAAAUGAGCAAACGGCAGUGUCCAGUACUUCUCUGCCUAUUGUGACAGUUCCUGCUUCAUCAUAUAGCAAAGAGAAUGCAGGCAUGUGGGCAUCUUCUCCUGAUCACCUGGAAGUGCCCAUGAAAGCAUACCAUCAUCAUUCGACCUGCUCAGAUUCUCCUUGCGUAUCUGAAUCCGGCUCAGACAUCUUCAGCAAGCGAGAAGUAAUACAGAAACUGAGGCAACAGCUGAAGAGACGUGACGACAUGAUAGUUGAAAUGCAGGAACAGAUUCUAGAGCUGCAAAACUCCCUAAACGCCCAGAUGGGACACUCUAGCCAGGUCCAAACACAGCUAGACGCAACAAACAGGGACCUGUUUGAAUCAGAAAGAGAAGUCCAGAGGCUGAGAAAGGCGAUCGCUGAUCACUGCGUGGGACACACAGGUAGCAAUGGUUGGAGUGGCGAUGUGAACAGCGAAAACAACUACGAGUCACCAGAAAAUGGAAUAAGGGAUGGAGAAAGAAUAGAGAUGUUGAGAAAAGAAGUGGGUGAGCUUAAAGAAGUGAUAGAUGGGAAAGAGUAUCUACUUAGGAGCUAUAAGGAGCAGAAAACGGAGCUUUUGCAGAAAGUCAAAGAGUUGCAGCAGAGACUGGAUUCACAGCUCCCAAACAUUUUGUAGGCGAAGAAGGUUAGGCAUUGUGCAUUCUUACUACUCUCUCUUGUUUCCCCGAGAAAAAAUAUGAAUCUUUGUUCAAAAAUAUUUGGACUUCCCCGGGGAAACUUGUCUUCUGACUACGUUGUUUUGGCCUUUGUUUUGGGUGUCAAUUAUGAUAAUUUAUCGAUUGUUUUUUUCUCUUGGUGAAGUGGAAGUUCGAAAGUUGCAAGCUCAUACUAUGUCGUUCGUGUCUCAAGGCUAAAUGUAGAAUUUCAGUUGGAAGUUUUUUACAAGAAA